AUGAGCUCGCUCGAUGUGCCAAAGCUCAAGGUCGUACAGCUCCGCGCCGAGCUCGCUUCCCGCGGCCUCUCCACCGCCGGCCUCAAGGCCGAAUUGGCCGCCAGGCUGACCGAGCAUCUCGAAAGCCAACAUGUUCAGCAAGAGCAGCAAGAGGAUGCCAACGACGAGUCACCUACCGAGGCGCCCACCAAGGCGCUGACCGAUCAAGGGUCGACGGCGCCAGUCGCAGAACCAGAGGCAGCAGGAGCAGACGCCGCCGCGAUCAACGACGCAGAUCAGCAGGCCAAAACGACAGAUGAGGCUAGCAGCGACAAGGAAAAGGCCGAACCGGCGCUCUCCGCCCUGCCCGGCCAGGUUUCGCCACAGCCACACCCAUCCGCAUCGCAGGCCGUCAAGGACACGGCGCUGGCUGAAUCCAUCGUCGAAAAGUCGGAAGCCGCCGAGUCGAUGGCGCAGCAGGCAGCUUCGCCGUCGAACGUCGAAAAGGAGUUGCUGGAGGCGCACAAGCAGGCGCUCAAGAGGGAAGGUGACAAGAUGGACGUCGCCCUCGGCGUCGACGGCGAGCUGGAGGGCAAGUCCAUGCUCGGCGCCAUCCACGACGCCCAUGCCGCCGGAAUAGAGGCGGUGGUGCCCGAUACCCUGCCCAAGGACAAGGAGAACGAGGUCAGAGCUGCGAUGGAAGAGUCCGUCCCGAUGGAGACCAACAACAAACGCAAGGCCGAAGACGACGCAGCGCUGCCCGAGGCCAAGGCCGCCAAAACGCAACCGGAAACCGAUGUCCAAGGGAGUCUGUCGGACCGCAUCAGCGCCAUCGCGCCCAGCCGCGAGGCUGGGCGAGCAGAGCACGAGUUGGAGCCGAGACAUGCUACAACUCGACACGAGGUGGCAGCUGAGGGAGCGGCAAGGCAUCCGCCCACUCGUUCGCUCUACAUCGCCAACCUCGUCCGCCCGCUCGUCGUGGCGCAGGUGCGCGCCCGCCUCGAGGAGUUCGGGCAGCUGUCUGAUGCUCCCGCCGACACGACACCAGAUGCCGCAGAGCAUGAUCUCGAAGCGGCGCAGGCCGUCCGAUACGACGGUCUUUGGCUGGAUGGCAUCAAGACGCACGCCUAUGUCACGUUCGAGACGCUGGACGCUGCGAAGGAGGCGCACGACGAAAUCGACUCGAAGCCUUUCCCCGAGGACGCCAGCCGCCCGGUGACAGUCCGCUAUCUGCCGCCGGGACUAGUGCGCUCGCUGAUCGCUCAAGAAGAGGCAGCAUGGCACGAUGGUCGGCGCCGUCUGUGCCUCUACGUCGCAAACGCCGAGACCGAGGAGGACAGCGCCGCGGCCGAGGCAACGGAGUUAGCGAGCGGCGACAGAGCUGCUCCCGGCUUCAUAUUCACCCUGGACGAGCCAAAGGUCGAGACACAGUCAAAGAAGAGGCCGCCUGGACCUCCUCCGCCCGUGCCUGCGGCGGCGCGUUCGUUGGCAGCGGGCGGCGCCGCGCCCAGCAACGGACAUUGGCGACCCAGGGGCGACAGGUAUAGCGGCGAUGGCGGACCGGGCCGCCGCAUGGAGGGCUUCCCGGAUCGAAGAGACGGUGGUGCCAGGCCCGCGAGGCACGACGGUUGGCAGGCAUCGCGGCGCGAGUUUGGCCGCGGUGAAAGGGACGAAGGGCGAGGAUGGGAAAGGCAGGGGGACAGCUCCCGUCCUGGGCCAAGAGACGACCGCUCGUAUCGGGGCGGCUGGGACCGCGGCUGGGACAGGGGCGGCGACAGGGGUGGCGACAGGGGCGGCGACAGGGACAGGGUUGAGUGGAACGGAGACCGAAGAGAGAGGGACUGGGGCAGGGAUCGGGAGCGGGAGCGGGAGAGGGAGCGGACCAGAGGCGGAGAUCGGGAUAGGGAACGAGACAGGGACAGGGACAGGGACAGACACCGAGAUAGGGACAGGAGCAGGGACAGGGACAGAGACAGGGAGGGAGACAGGGACAGGCGGCGGGACUGGCCCUCGCGGAACGACGAGCGCACGAGGGAGAGGGAGAGGGAGAGGGGACGAGACGACGACGACGGCGCGAAGUACCGCGGCGACCGCGACCGCUCGUACCGCAGCGGUGGCGGCGACGACUACUCCUACAUCAGCAGCGGCGGCGGUCGUGGGGGAGGAGGGCGAUCCGGGCACGACGAUGGGUACCGCGAGCGGCGCGAACCCGUCCCGACGCGGGAGGACCGGUACCGACACGGCGAUGAGCGUCCGAGGUGGUGA
This is a messenger RNA of Pseudozyma flocculosa PF-1, 2244 nucleotides long. RefSeq lists its product as uncharacterized. Bases 1 to 2244 code for a protein of 747 amino acids. The record is from RefSeq and is a predicted model, not a curated record. Gene Ontology annotation, molecular function: nucleic acid binding. The transcript is spliced from 2 exons. Lineage: Eukaryota; Fungi; Basidiomycota; Ustilaginomycetes; Ustilaginales; Ustilaginaceae.